CAACGCAUAUUUUUCUUACUUCGCUUGUGUCUUUUGGGUUCGCAUGUUUAUUUGACUCGCAUCCGAAAAAACCUCCACACAGCAAUACUGCUUGGCUUUCUUGUACUGUUAAACCAGAGCGAACGAGACGAGGAGAGGAGGCGGAGCACUGCAUUCACGUGCACUGUGUGUGCGGCACCGUUUAAAAGAAAGAGAGAGAGCGAGAACACGCAGCUGGUGUUUGCAGAGUCGUGCAGCUCGUCUCGGAGUAUUGAUUCCGCGGGACACGAGUAUUGGAAUCGUUUUAAAUUUUCAGUAUCGAUAUGUAUCGAAAUAUCGAUAAUUUUGACAACACUACCAGGCUGUUUAUUCCCUGCCACCACCCUUCAUUCCCUUACCCCUGGCCCAGUGGUUUGAGACAGUGCAUGCCAACAAUGUUGUCGGUCACAUUGAUGAACUCAAAGGUGUCAUCACUUCAACGUUUGGCAGAAUUCUGAAGCUCGAUUCCACUAAGAAGGUAAAUGUAAACCUAUAUAAGCUUGAGCUCAUUUGUUCUUUUAGGGUUUGAUAAAAAUACAUGUGCUCAUGAUGUAUAUACUUUUGUUAUAACAGGUGACCAAAAAGUCUGGGUAUUGAGAACAUGGCAACAUGGAUGUCCAAUGUUGGGAACGAAUGUGGUCAGGUCCUCAACUCUGUCCUCACAACUGGCGAGGGGGCUGGACUGGAUGACCUGUCCCAAGGGAUCGUCCAACGGUACAGGGAUGCUGAUGAGCCGCAGCCAGCCGCCAUCUAUGUGGAUAGAGACUGUUGCAGUGACAGAGGGGUGAGCCCAGUUCUCCAUUGGUUUUGGCCAUGGACGUCCACUGUGCGGUUGGAUGUGUUCCACUUUAUGGGGCGAUUCACCAAAGGUCUCACCACGGAACACCAUCCACUGUACGGUACGUUCUGCUCCAAAUUGUCGAGCUGCAUUUUUGAGUUGUAUUACCAGGACAUCUGUAAUCUGAAAGAGGCAAAGCGGUCAGAGCUGAGGCAAAAGCAUCAGGGCUAUGAGCCAACAGAUGCCCAGGUGUCAUCCAUGACAAAGCUGUAUGACAUUCAUUUGAUGUCCAAUGUGAAUGCGCUCAGCAACAAAGUCUUGGGAAAACCUCUUCUUCCAGAGUUUAUCCCCCCUGGGAAACCUACAGGAGAGCGAAUUGCUGUAGAAUAUCUUCUGGCACAGUCCAACAGAGGAGAUCUUCUGAGCCAGCAGACUGGUAAUGCUGACAUCUUGGAUGAAGACCUUGAGGACGAAUGUCCUGAUGUGACCGUACCACAGGCUCAUGACCUGACAUUGCAGGUAAUUUUAUGUCAACAGUAUAUCUGGGGUCUGUUCUUCAUAUGUGGAUUACUCAGUCAGCUGGAUUUGAUUGUUGGGGAUUUGUCUUGA
This is a messenger RNA of Misgurnus anguillicaudatus (oriental weatherfish), 1405 nucleotides long. RefSeq lists its product as uncharacterized. The record is from RefSeq and is a predicted model, not a curated record. NCBI's taxonomy places the organism in Eukaryota, Metazoa, Chordata, Actinopteri, Cypriniformes, Cobitidae.